Folsomia candida is the source of this 3482-nucleotide messenger RNA. Its product is annotated as zinc finger protein 521. Gene Ontology annotation, biological process: regulation of transcription by RNA polymerase II. The transcript is spliced from 16 exons. Gene Ontology annotation, molecular function: chromatin insulator sequence binding. Bases 158 to 3250 code for a protein of 1030 amino acids. The record is from RefSeq and is a predicted model, not a curated record. NCBI's taxonomy places the organism in Eukaryota, Metazoa, Arthropoda, Collembola, Entomobryomorpha, Isotomidae. Gene Ontology annotation, cellular component: chromosome.
UCACACAUCAGCCAGCAGCUGACCAAAUCUGUUUGCAUAUUUUUGCUAAUUCUUCUUAUAGAAGUCUAAAUAAAAAUUUAGUCAGUUAACUAAUUUUCACGAUCUCACGUCAUAUUUAACACAUUCAUAGGUACUUACGUACGUAUAAAUAAGGAAAAUGACGAAGAAAGGGACAGGACACAUUUUACAAGAUUUACUUUCCUCCACGGUCCUUCUCCACAGGUCAAAUUUUGUCACCACCAACUUCCCCCCCAAAAUUGAAGAGGAUCACUCAUCCCCAGAACUAACGCCGUCCUUCUGUUCAAUCUGCACCGAAUCUGGGACCAAUCUGCGUCCUCUCACCCUCCAACUAACGGAAAUUCUUGCCAAAUUCGAAAUUCUAAAUCAGGAGCAAAUUUCCCUCAUUUCACAAACUGACCAUCAUCCUGCAAUAUUUUGUUGCAAAAUUUGCUCCUCCGCGAUCCUCUCGUUGGCCAAGUUGACCACGCAGAUUGCAAAUAUCACCAUUUCUCUCCGUGCCAUCAUCUCCAGCAGGAACGGACUGUUCAAUAAAGGGCGAAAGGAAGACGCCAAAAUUACUGAAUUGUGCCACGAAAUAGCGGCCAACAAUGGUAACAAUGACCAACAAUUAAGCGGAUGCGUUGAAGAGGAGGAAGAAUUCUCAGUAAAAGUCGAGCCAAUCUGCGACGAAGACGACGUCGACGACGAUAACCUGGACGAGAUAACACCUCAUCCUUCCUCCGAAAGUGAUGACGACUCCGACCUUGCAAAUUCCGAUGUUGGAGUGGAACUUAUCUGCAAAAUAUGCCACCCUAACGCCACCUUUUACGAUAAUGCCGGCUACGAACGCCACCUGAAGAACAAGAAUAUUCAUCCCGACAUUUCUGAGGAUGAUAUCGCCCACCUCCAACAACCUGAUUCAGUCAAACGGAAAUUUGCGUGCAAAUUAUGCAAAUGUAAAUUCGCCAAGAAAGUUAACCUCCUCCGACAUUUAGCGAGCAGGAAACUGCGUCCCGAUCUUUCUGAGGUUGAUUUAGCAGCGGCCACAGCCGCAGUUAAGACCACAGAACGAAAACGAUCCGUCCCCCCAAAACGGAAGGAAUUUCCGUGCCCCAAAUGUGACAAGACUUUCGCCUCGAAGGUAGGCUUACAAAAGCACAAUCGCGUCUCUCACGAGUGGGCCCCUUUCCGCCGGAAGUGCACCCUUUGCCCGAAAAGCUUCACCAAGUCGACUCUCCUCCAAAGGCACAUGUUCGCCCGGCACAACGUCCCAAUCCCUAUGCUGACCAGGGUGCGGAGAGAAACGCUCCAUUCGUGCGCCAUCUGUGCAAAGAUAAUGGCAUUAGCGGGCAUGCAGCGCCACGUGGAAACGGUCCAUUUCCUGGAUAAGACGUCCUGUCCGUACGGAUGUCAAGUCAAGAUUGACUCGGAGGCUGCCUGGGUGUCCCAUUUGGAGGGGUGCGGCUCACCAAAAAUGAGUGUAGAAUCCGAAAGCAUUUGCAAAUAUUGUCCCGCCGUGUUCAGGAACACCCUUCUCCGGAUAGAACACCACCUGCGCGUCCAUCCGCAAAACACGUACCCAUGUUCCACAUGCCAGCAGAGAUUUACCCUCCAGUCCGUCCUCAGUAGUCAUUCUUGUUUCAAAAUAUUGGAGAAAAACGUUCUAAACUCGGGACCGGAUGUCAAUUCCGGAUCAAAAUAUGUGUCUCAACCGAACAUAUCGAAUCGCCACAUGAGGAACAAGAUUAUUCGCCCAGACAUUUCCGAAUUUUCCAACGCAGUCGCGCAUUACCCUGCCGACCAGAUUUACAACAAUGAGCACGCCCUCCAAUUAACCGGAUUCACUGAUGAGGAGGAGGAAAAAUUCUUCGUAAAAGGCGACCCAAUUUGCGAAAUCAUGUCAGAUCCUCUAAAAAUGUCGGAAAGUGAGAAUGACGACGUUGCCAAUUCCAGGGUCCAUGUGGAACCAAAAUAUGUUUGCAAAAUAUGCCAACCCAAUGUCACAUUUACGAGGAAUCACAAUUACAAGUGCCACAUGACCAACAAGAAUAUUCAUCCUGACGUUUCUGAGGCUGAUAUUGCCCAAUUAUCCAACCAAGUGGCGCCUCCUCCUGCCGACCAGAUUUACAACGAGGACGACGCCCAACACUUUGCGGAGGAGGAGGAAAAAUUCUCCGUAGAAAUUUCCGAAAUCACGUCAGAUCCUCUAAAAAUGUCGGAAAGUGAGGAUGACGAAGUUGCCAAUUCUGGGGUCCAUGUGGAACCAAAAUAUGUUUGCAAAAUAUGCCAACCCAAUGUCACAUUUACGAGGCAUCAUAAUUACAAGUGCCACAUGACCAAUAAGAAAAUUCAUCCCGACGUUUCCGAGGCUGAUAUUGUCCGUUUCCAUCCAAAUUUAGACUUGAAGAAAUCUGCGUGUCAAUUAUGUCACAAGAAAUUCGCCAAGCAUGCUCACCUCCUCCGACACUUGAGCAGCAGGAAAAUCCAUCGCGACAUUUCUGAUGCGGAUUUUGCGGCGGCAUUCGAAAGGACCGAGCGACAACAGAGGCCAAUUCCAUGUCCAAAAUGCGACCAGAUUUUCACCUCGUACUUGGAAUUUCGCCGACAUUUUUUUCUCAGCUCGCACGAGUGGGUCACGUACCACCGGAAGUGCACCCUUUGCCCGAAAGCCUUCGCCAAAUUGACCCUUCUGCAAAGGCACAUGUUCACCCAUCACAAUGUUCCAAUUCCACAGAACGCAUGGCUAGAACCGCGUCACUCGUGUGCCAUUUGUGCAAAAACCUUCGCCAGCCCGGCAACCCAGCAGCGUCACGUGGAAGGGGUCCACCUCCCGGACAAGACGUCCUGUCCGUACGGGUGCGAAACCAAGAUUGACUCAGAGGCUGCCUGGUUGACUCAUUUGGAGGGGUGCGAUUCGCCAAAAAUGCGGGCAGAAUCGGAAUGCGCGUGCAAAUAUUGUCCCGCCGUUUUUCGCAACAUCCUCCUCCAGAUGCAACACCUCCUCCGGGUACAUCCAGAAAACACGUGCCCUUGUCCCUCCUGCGGGCAGAGAUUUACUCGCAAAACUGCCCUCCAAGAUCACCAUUGUCCGAGAAAUGGUCACGUUCCAAAGUCGGGACUUCCGGAUGCAAGAUAUCUUCCUGCGCUUCACGUUUCCGGUGCCCCUCCUGUCAGGACGCCAUUGCAACCAACCAGAUUUCCAUUCCCAACGACGACCCCCACCAAUUCCCAGAAGAAGAAUUUCCCGUAAAAAUCGAGCAAAUUCCUUACGACCCUCCCGAAAUCACGGGUGAUCCUCUUUACCAUGCAGAAAGUAACGCCGAUGACGACCAGAUUUCGGCCGAAUUUACCAGGAAGACGGGAGGCGCCCCUCCAGAUCAAGAACGAAUUCCUUGCCUAAAAUGCGACCAGCGUUUCACGUCUUACGUCGCCUUGCACGUGCACAUGCGCUCCCUUCAUGGCGCGACUAAACGGAAAUGCAC